GUUACAGUGAUAGUAAGCUGUCGUAUUCCCCAACACGUGCAGAUUGUUUGUCCUGCUCGCCGGGCGCCGCAGCUCCCUGGUUUCCGCUGGGAAGCCCCCGCUUUAUCCGCCACCACCGCGCCCUUGGAGCACGGGCAGGUCCGAGAAGGUUUCUCCAGUACCUCCCACUUCAAAGAGUCUUCCACUUUCCUGAAAGGAUAUUGAUAGAAGUUAAUUACAAAAGAAAACUUUCUGCAAGAUAGAUGACUAAAGGUAACGGAGAAGAUCCAAAACCUGGAAGUAGGAUGGAACGCAUUCAGCAAGGAGUCAGGAAACGUACACUUUUGGCAAAAAAAAAAGUGCAGAGCAUAACAAAGGACGAUGUUAAAAGUUAUUUAAUGAGGAAUGCUUUUGUGCUUUUCACCGUCGUUGCUGUGAUUCUUGGUGUAAUUCUUGGAUUUUCUCUCCGAUCAUAUAAGAUGAGCUACCGGGAAGUGAAGUACUUUUCGUUUCCUGGAGAGCUACUCAUGAGAAUGCUGCAAAUGCUGGUUCUGCCUCUAAUUGUUUCCAGUUUAGUCACAGGAAUUGCCGCCCUGGAUAGUAAAGCAUCAGGGAAGAUGGGAGUCCGAGCAGUAGUCUACUACAUGAGCACUACGAUCAUUGCUGUACUGAUUGGUAUAAUCAUUGUGGUCAUCAUCCACCCUGGGAAAGGUACGAAAGAAAACAUGCACAGAGAAGGCAAAAUUGUGCAAGUGACAGCAGCAGAUGCCUUUCUUGAUUUAAUCAGAAAUAUGUUCCCUCCAAAUCUGGUGGAAGCUUGCUUUAAACAGUUCAAAACUAACUAUGAAAAGAGAAAGUUUAAAGUAGCUAUUCCUCCCAAUGACACAUCCACAGUGACUUCCAUAAUAAGCAAUGUGUCAGAAGCAAUGGAAGCCCUCACCCAAAUGAGAGAGGAAAUAGUUCCUGUUCCAGGUUCUGUAAACGGAGUGAAUGCCCUUGGCUUGGUGGUUUUCUCAAUAAGCUUUGGCCUGGUGAUUGGAAGCAUGAGGGAGCAAGGUCAGGCAUUGAAAGACUUCUUUGAUAGCCUUAAUGAGGCUAUCAUGAGAUUGGUAGCUCUAAUCAUGUGGUAUGCUCCACUUGGAAUUCUCUUCUUGAUUGCUGGAAAAAUUGUUGAGAUGGAAGAUAUGGGUGUGAUCGGUGGCCAGCUCGCCAUGUAUACUGUGACAGUCAUCAUCGGUUUGCUAAUUCACGCUGUCAUUGUCCUACCUCUUCUGUACUUCGUGAUCACUCGUAAGAACCCAUGGGUAUUUAUUGGAGGCUUAAUCCAGGCAUUAGUCACAGCUGUGGGAACAUCUUCCAGUUCUGCAACACUACCUGUUACUUUUAAGUGUCUAGAAGAAAUAAAUGGAGUGGACAAACGAGUUACAAGAUUUGUACUCCCAGUUGGUGCUACAAUUAACAUGGAUGGAACUGCUUUAUAUGAGGCUUUGGCUGCAAUUUUCAUUGCACAGGUUAACAACUUUGAGCUGAACUUUGGGCAGAUUAUCACAAUCAGCAUCACCGCUACAGCUGCCAGUAUUGGGGCUGCAGGCAUUCCUCAAGCUGGACUGGUCACCAUGGUCAUUGUGCUGACAUCAGUAGGUCUGCCUACAGAUGAUAUCACUCUUAUCAUUGCAGUGGACUGGUUCUUGGAUCGUCUCCGUACCACAACAAAUGUCUUGGGAGACUCCAUCGGAGCAGGAAUUGUUGAACAUUUAUCACGGCAUGAGCUGAAGAACAGGGAUGCUGAAAUGGGUAAUUCCGUGAUAGAGGAGAAUGAAAUGAAGAAACCCUACCAACUGAUCUCCCAAGAAAAUGAGAAUGAGAAACCAUUAGAUAGUGAAACCAAGAUGUAGGGUAGAGAAAACGUGAGUUCAACACUGCAAGUGUGGAAAAGCACACACUUUUUCCGGCCGUUUAUAUCUUGAAUUCACCAAGUUCAUCUAUUCCUUGAUUUCUCCCUUUAUGCUCGCACUGGAAAGAAUUAAUGAAAAUAUAUUCCAAACUAGCAGUGAUCAUGGUAUAUGUUGGCUUCCCACUUAAAAAAAAAAUUAACAGGCAACGACAGUGGUCCUGCUAGACAUAUGCUAACUGGGGAUAAAAAAAGAGAUUGUGUAUAUGUUACUCAGUCCUGUGAAUCUUUUUUUUUUUUUAUGAACUGGAAAGUAAAAACAGAUAACAGAGCCUGAAAAUGGUUUUAUUUUUUUAAAUACCUGUUGCGAAAUUCCUAACAUCUUUAAACACACAAUCAAUACUUCUAACUUGAUAACUACAUCCAGCUAAGUAAAUUAACAGGACUUUUACUUUUUUAUCUGAUUUAUUUUCUCUAGUGUUAUAUUAUUGUUCAAAUACUAGCAGGACAAUAAAAAAGCAGGAGAUUAAUUGAGGGGAUAAAAAGGGGGAAGAUAUAUAAAUAAAGAAAAGAAAUACCCCCAAAUCAGCACUUUUACCAGCUGAGUUGAAAUAUUUCUGAGAAAGUUAUUUUAUCUAGACUGUUUUUCACAUUAGAUUCAGCUGUUCUUUAUAAAAAUUUAGCCUAGUUGGCUCCCACUGACUCAAACAUUUACAAUAUGCAUGUAUGUACUUCCAGUCUGGAUUUGCUCCUAUAAUUUCAACAUCACAACCCAGAUGAACAAUCUAUGUGUGGAAGUGUUUGUAGGGGCAAGGCCCUAGUCUGGGACAGAAAAUGUGUCUUCACCUCAGUUUGGAAAAAAAAUAGCAUACAGUGGAUACAGUAAUGAUCUACUUAAUAAGCAAUGAUAAGAAGGCAACACCAGCCUUCUGUAGAAGGUGCAGAAGGGUGAGAUGCUCAGAUCCUAAAUUAGAUGGAUUCUAAAUCUAAAUCCCUGAGACUAACUGGAGGUUUUCUGAUUGGAAAUCUCCCAAAUCCUCAAUCAUACCACUAAUAAAUUAUAGAGCAAUUAGCUGGAUUUACAUUUUUCCAUCUGGAGAAGAAGGCUCCCUAUCUCAGUGUGAAAUUUUGAAUUCCUAGAGUGUUUAUCGGUAGCAUCCAAGAAAAAAACCAAACAAACCCUUAGAAAGUAAAACUAAUGGGUGCUUUUAUACAUUUUACUAGGAAAAAUAUAUAAACUGCGAAAUAGUAAAUACUAUAAUAAAUGUUGAAAUUUUAAUUAGAAAUUAUUUUAAAAUGCAAUAUUGUAGGUUUCCUUCAGGGAGUAGAUAAGCAAAGAAUGAAAAAAGGGAGACAGUGCAUUUGUAAUCCUGUGGGUUUUUGUUCAUUUCAAGAUUAUUCCCUUAAGAAGCACUUUCUAGAAAUAUGAAUUAUGUACUUUUUCUUUUUUACCUUGUAUUAUUAAAGAGAUUAAACUGGAAAGUUUUGUAAUGCAGUUAGAGUUGGGAGAAAGACAAAAAUAUUGACAGGCAUAAUAGUGUUGAGUGAUCUGUUUUAUUAAAAUUGUUAUCUUCUUUCUCCCUUUCCUUAUAAAAAAAAUUCUGAUGACAGAAAUGAAGGAUUCCCUUGCAUUGUCCGAGCUGCCAUUCAAAAAAUAUUGGAUAUGUUGCUUCUGUCACUAAAAGUCCAUAAUAUUGUGUACAAGUAACUAGUGAAAAUAUCAUCAUGCUGGUUGAAGGCAAAUCUUUUCCCAGGCAAGACUGUUUUUUAGGACUGAAAACUCCUGUCCAUCUUCUCCAGUUAAGUAAUCUGAACAAUAUGAGCAAGAACUCUCUAGUGAAUGAAUUGAGCAGGGUUUAAUAUAGAGUAUUGAGCAGUCAAACCAAGCAAACUCUAAAUGAAUCUCUGACAGAAAGAAAAUGUGGGUUGUUCUUUUUUUUUUUUUUGGCUAACAAAAUGCAAAUCUAGGAUACAGACUGGCAUUUUCUGAUAUAUAAUUAGAGAUAUUUUUAUAUAGAUACUGUAUUCAGAAUGUGUGUAUAAACAUUAACUGUAGAAUUUAUGGCAUAACACUUUAAAUUUUUGUUAAGAUUUUGUUUGGAAAUACAUUGCAAAGACAAUGUAAAAGGCUGUCUUUCUAUGACAUCAGCUGAGAAAAAUUAGUUGUGUCACAAAGAAUGUGAUCUUUUUUUAUACUAACGUUGUUUCUUAUGGAAAUCAGGUAUUAUAGAAAGAUUCCCUUCCCCAUUCCCCACUGGUUUUGCAUUGGUAUGCACCCAGAGUGGUUUGAGAAACAUUACUUUGUAGAUGUAUUUUCAAUAAAAAUAGUUUUACAUUAC
Molecule: messenger RNA, 4209 nt
Organism: Neopelma chrysocephalum (saffron-crested tyrant-manakin)
Lineage: Eukaryota; Metazoa; Chordata; Aves; Passeriformes; Pipridae
Gene: SLC1A3
Product: solute carrier family 1 member 3
Exons: 10
Coding region: 243-1874 (543 amino acids)
Biological process (GO): L-glutamate import across plasma membrane; D-aspartate import across plasma membrane; L-aspartate import across plasma membrane
Cellular component (GO): plasma membrane
Molecular function (GO): L-glutamate transmembrane transporter activity; neutral L-amino acid transmembrane transporter activity; glutamate:sodium symporter activity
Source: RefSeq, a predicted model, not a curated record